UUGACCUGCAGCAUACAAAGUGUUGUUGAUGCUGUUGCAAACCGUGUUGGUGUUGGUGUUUGCUGAUGUUGCUAUUCUUGACAAAUUUUUCUAAUCGCCGUUAGCAAAGGUCAAACAUAAUGUUCUGUAUUACAUGUGGAGAAGUAUCAGAAGAUGACAGAUGUGACAAGUGCGAGAAGGAGUCUGAAACCAACCAGUUGAUUACCGAGUACUUCCAUCGUGGCUAUCAAUACAAAUUCAUUGUUAGGUUCUUGGAAAGAGAUGGCAUCAAAAUGUCUGUCAGGACACUGAAACGGAAACUUAAUUUGAUGAACUUGCGACGGAAACAGAACAUAGAUUUCGAAGAUGAGAACCAUAUAAGACAUAUUAUAAGGACUGAAAUGAGUGGACCAGGAAGUCUAGCAGGAUAUAGAAGCAUUUGGCAUGCCCUUCGUUUGAAACAUCACUUACAUGUUCCAAGAUCUUUUGUUGCAAAUGUGAUGAAAGAGAUGGACCCAGAUGGAGUUGAAGCACGGAAGAAAAGAAAGCUACGUCGUCGCACUUUCUUCUCAGAAGGCCCAAAUUACUCAUGGCAUGUAGACGGAUAUGACAAGCUGAAGCCUUAUGGAUUUCCAGUUCAUGGUGCCAUAGAUGGCUUUAGCCGUCGGAUUCUCUGGCUGGAGGUUGUUAGGUCAAACAACAACCCAAAUGUCACUGCAAGUCUAUUCCUAGAUUCAAUAAGAGAGACAGGUGGUUGCCCGAGAGUACUUGUCUCAGACAGGGGUACAGAAAAUGGUACUGCUGCUGCAAUCCAGAGCACCUUACGAUCUGGCUCUAAUGAUGCCUUAGCAGGAAUGAAGGCUCACAGGUUUUGCUCAUCCCCAGCCAAUCAGAGAAUAGAGGGUUGGUGGUCAUAUUUACGAAAAAACCGUAGUAGCUGGUGGAUGGAUUUCUUCAAAGGUCUUGUAGAUGAAGGCACUUUACUGCUUGGUGAUCAUAUCCAUAUGGAAUGCCUAUGGUUCUGCUUUGCAAGAAUACUUCAAAAUGACCUCAACAGUGUUAAAGACCAUUGGAACUCUCAUCGCAUCUCAAAAAAUGGCUACAGCAAAGUACAUGGAGUACCAGAUAUAAUGUUCUAUUUGCCUGAAUAUUAUAAUGCUUAUGAUUGUAAAACAGAAGUUGAAGAAGAUGAAUUACACCAGUUUGAAGAGUAUAUCAGAGAGGAAAACCCAGACAAUGUAUAUACAGAAUAUUUUGAGUAUAUAAUUGAUCAGCAACAGCUAGGUGUUCCAAGCGAUGAACAAAGUGCAUUACAACUUUUCCAAUAUAUAGUAAGCUUGCAAUUAUAAUAAACUGAACAAUUCCUGUAGAGCUCUGUAGUGUUUUGUUUAUAAUAUAAUUAAAAACACAAUUGAAAAUCAUCUUAUUGAACAAGGUUAACUUAUGAACCCUGAUCUAAUUGUUUUCUUUAAUAAUUUCACAACUUUUGUUUGAAUAUUUUAUAGGGCCCAUGUGCUGGAAUUGUUUUGAUGCAUAGCAUGAUAAAAUUAAAUUUCAUCUCUUUCUUGGGUUUAUUCAAAUUCAUCUAAGGUCAAUAUUAUUUUAGGGGAGGGGGCUCCCUCCUCAUUUAAUCUACUUAUCGAGAGCACUUCUCCUUUAAAUAAUUUUCUCUAUGCAGUAAAUUUAAUUUCUUUGUCUUUUAUUUGCCAAUUGUAUUAAUUAUAUGUAGUAAUGUAUGAUUUUUGUGCUGAUGCCUUAUAUUAUUGUAUGCUAGUUUUAUCUUUGUAUAUAUGGAACAAAUUUAAAAUAAUAAAAAAAACUGAAAAACAACUGAAACUAUCAGAAAAAUGUUACAAUAAACAUGCUGGAAUAUACCUAAAUAAUAACAAAACAUUGAGUAAAUACUGAAGAACAGAAAUUCAGCUUGUACAAUUAAUAAGAUUUAAUGUGAGAUAAGGUUUCAAUCCCUCAAACAAUAUUGUAUUCCCAUGAAUCCUUGUUGUUCAAGAGUUCUGUAAAUUCCUCACUUAGUUCAUUGUACGACUGAUAUGUAGAUGGCAGCUCCAAAACUGGUCCACAUGUGUGAGCUAUUGGUCUUCUACCUUUGCCAGACUGAACUGGAUCACUUAAUAAAUCACUGAAUGAUAUUGCUAUGCUGUCACACAAGAGGAUAUCACUUCCUGUGAUGAAUUGAAGGAAUGUUUCUAGCAAGGUACAUUGCAAGGACUUGAUGUAGCGCUUGAGAUGAUCUAAACAGCUCCUCUCUGCAUCAUUUGCUGGAUUUGCAUCUAUAAGUUUGAUCAACUUUUUUGGUGUUGGCUUUUUUUGAUUGUAAAAAUUUUCAAGAGCUUCCACUGAUUUAAAAUCAUCAAACUGCAGCAAUAUCUUCAAAUAGGGGGACCAGCAAUGCAUUAUAUAUUUGGGUCGUUGAAUUAAUUCUUGAUGGGCAAGUUGAUGAAUUAUCUCAUUUAUGUUUUCUUUGGUAACAUGUUUAUAGCAUUUGUAACUAGAUAGAAAAUCUAACACAUCCUCAUCUGUAGAAUCAAAGUCAUCACUCAUGCAUUUCUUCAAUGCUUCUCUUUCUUCUUCACCUAUAUACUUAUAAAACGAUUUCAGCAGAUAGUCAUCACUGACACCAUCUUCCCCAAACAAACAUGCUGCUAUGAAUGCUGGGGACAAAACCAGUGGAAAGUAACGCUCCUUCAUAAAUCCAAACAGCAAGAUCCUGGCUACAGCUGCCCACUCUUUCUUUUGAUAGUCAUGGCGAAUUGCAGGUACUUUACUCUGAGCACCAACACUUAAGGCAUU
This is a messenger RNA of Rhopilema esculentum, 2787 nucleotides long. The record is from RefSeq and is a predicted model, not a curated record. Lineage: Eukaryota; Metazoa; Cnidaria; Scyphozoa; Rhizostomeae; Rhizostomatidae.